CAGGCGCGCGCUCUCCGCUAGAUGAGGCGCAGAGAGACACUUUCCCCGGGAUAAGUGUGGGGAAGGCUGAUUGGGGGGCUCAUCCGGCUCCAACGCCCGAGGCUCCGAAAACAGAGAGUUGGCGGAGGGAGCGGACUCAGUGCGGGGCCAUGGCCUAGGCCCUUCGGCCCCGGCCCCGGCCGCAAUGACCUCUUUGCCCUGCCCCCUCCCUGGCCCGGACGCCUCCAAAGCCGUCUUCCCGGACAUCGCCCCCGUCCCAUCGGUAGUGGCUGCCUACCAGCUUGGCCUGUCCCCCGCAACCGCAGCCGCCUCCGAUUUGCCCUAUUCUGGGCCGUAUGGCCACGUCUUGCCCUAUCCCUACACUGGGCCGGCGACCCCCGGAGACUCCUACCUGCCCUGCCAGCUACCCACGGCGCCGUCUCAGCAGUCUCAUCAAGAGCGGGAGCCAGACUCGGAGAAGCCGCCGCUGUCCCCGGAGCCCUCGGAGCGGCGCCCGCAGGCCUCGACCAAGAAGCUCCGGAAACCGAGGACCAUCUAUUCGAGUCUGCAGCUGCAGCACCUGAACCAGCGUUUCCAGCACACGCAGUACCUGGCUCUGCCCGAGAGGGCCCAGCUGGCCGCGCAGCUCGGCCUCACCCAGACACAGGUAAAGAUCUGGUUUCAGAACAAACGUUCCAAGUACAAGAAGCUCCUGAAGCAGAACUCUGGGGGACAGGAAGGGGACUUCCCUGGGAGGUCCCCCUCCCUGUCUCCCUGUUCCCCACCCCUUCCAUCCCUCUGGGAUCUACCCAAGGCAGGGGCCCUGCCCACCAGUGGCUAUGGCAACAACUUCGGAGCCUGGUAUCAGCAUCACUCCCCUGAUGUCCUGGCUCCACCUCAGAUGAUGUGAAUCUGGGGAAGAGCGGGUCAGGCUCCCAGCCCUCCUAUAGCGCCCAGGCAGGACCCAGCCCACCUGCACCCCUUCUGGGCCAGGAGGAAGCCAGAUCCAGAUGGGUUUUCUCAGGAGGAUGAGGAGCUAGAGGAGAAAAAUGAUGGGGUGGAGUCCUUUCCUCCUUGCCUCAUAACCCAAACAGCCUUGGCCAUUGCCCCCACCCCCACCAAGGACUGGACACCUUCCCUCCAGCUGGUCAGAGGCUCUGGAGAGAGACUCAUUGGCUGGAGUUCAGACUUCCCAGUACCCCUAGUCUUGCCACUCCUUCUUGAAAGGACUGCAGUCCCACCACAGCCUGGGGUUCAACCAGCAACAAACACUGAGUGUUUUUUCUCUUUGUGUGCCUUGGGCCCUGCCCAACCCACUGGUGAGUAAAAGCAGAAGUGAAGUGGACAUCCAGAGUCUUCAAGCUGACCACCAUCGAGACCCACCCACUGAUUUUUACCCCCAUAACUGAUACACCUACUCACCAUUCUAUGAUGUAGAUGGGAUGGAGUAGAGUUUUGUGCACCUAUGGGUAAUUUUUACUCUCUUCCUAAAAAAGCCCCUUUUCCCCAUGUCUACCCACUAUAAGUAGAUAAUGGAUCCAAUUGCCCAUUUAGUUCAAUGAGUAUUUAUUAAGAGUCUGAUUCGUAUCCCUAAUACCUAAACAAAUCCACAUGUACGCACUCUCUGGAACCCAGCAGGGUAACACUUUGUGGAGAAUGGGGACAAAUGUAGGUAGACGUGCCCCCAAAUAUGUGGGGUAAGCCCAGCAAUUUAGCUCCUCACAGCUGUCUCUGUCGAAUAGAACUGCUCAUAUUUAUAACCAAUCUGACUAGCAGCCCCCAAAGCUCUUACCAUCCCCCAUAUCAUGAGCAUCCAGAGAUUAAAGUUUGCAUAGAAACCUGGGCCUUGGCUGUGAGGUAUGUUCAUGUCAUGACUUCUGGAGCCGAGGGGUGAUUGCUCAGCUUUCUCUUCUCUCCCAUCUGACUCUUCCAGCACUGAACUAGAGGCACUGGAUCCUCCUCUACCACUACCUGGCUAUCCAGUUCUAGCUCUGGAAUGUUCUAGUAAUAUCCGUAUUUUCAGACACUCUAGUGUGAAACCAGAAGAUGCUAAUACAGGGAAUGAUCAAAGUCUGAGUGAUCCUCACAGCAAAUUCUCUCCUGGCCCAGUUCUGGGGGGAGCCAGGCACUUCACAGCCCCCUGGGCCUACCUUCAGCCCAGGGAGAGCCCCUGCUCACCUUGGGAGAGGCCACACCUACUGACCCAGUCCAGUCCUCCCCUGGGAGAAGUGAGCUCCUUGGGGUGGAAAGGCCCCAAGUCACCUAGUGGAAGGGGGAGCAGGAGGGAGAGGAGAAGGAAAACCCCAGAAGGAACUGGACUUCUCCAUCCAACGAACAUUUGUAGAGCCCCUGCUCUGUGUUAGAUCCUGGGGAUAUCAAGGUGACCUAGGCAGACCCUGUGGGCUAACA
Physeter macrocephalus (sperm whale) is the source of this 2388-nucleotide messenger RNA. It is a transcript of the gene DLX4, whose product is annotated as distal-less homeobox 4. The transcript has 3 exons. Bases 185 to 889 code for a protein of 234 amino acids. Gene Ontology annotation, molecular function: DNA-binding transcription factor activity, RNA polymerase II-specific; RNA polymerase II cis-regulatory region sequence-specific DNA binding. Gene Ontology annotation, biological process: cell differentiation; negative regulation of transcription by RNA polymerase II; embryo development. The record is from RefSeq and is a predicted model, not a curated record. Lineage: Eukaryota; Metazoa; Chordata; Mammalia; Artiodactyla; Physeteridae.